GACCCGACCCACCCGACCCGAACCAACAUAACAAACACAAAACUCGGCCCCAAAUUAACACACACACCGCGCAUCACACACACAUCGGCCGCUCCACUGCCGCCGCCGCUCCGACGAGACUGCCGGCUCCGGCCUGCCGAGCUUCCACCGGGGUAAGGGCCUUUUUCUCAUUUGGAUACUGUCGAAAACAAAAAGAAAAAGCAAAAGCAGGCUUGGGCACACUGUUCAACUCUCUCCCAUUUUCCUCCUCCUCAUUCCCCCAGCCUCGAGGUAUGCACAUAACUUGUUGGACAAAUUGUCUGAGAGAAAAAAAGUAAGUUCGCUGGUGAAUUUGAGUAACCGGAUGACAUUAGGAGAUUCGUGCAGGGGCAGCAUAGGCUUUUUGUGGCUAUAUUAAAUAUUAAUCACCAACCAGACUGUUUACAAGCCAUAGCAAUUCUAACGCUGAAUUGCUAUCAGAGACGGAUCUAGGAUUCGGAUGUUUCAAGUGCCACACCGCUUUGAAAAAUGAGGUUUAUGAAGCAAUCCAACUUGUUUCAUGAAUUACUGAAGUCAAAUACACUUGCAAGUAGCCGUUUUCUUGGGUUGGAUGUGGGCGAUAAGUACGUUGGUCUAGCUGUUUCGGACACAACAAAUAAAGUUGCAUCACCUCUCGCCGUUCUCCUCCGCAAGAGAACAAAUAUUGACUUGAUGGCCAAAGAUUUGCAAAGUCUGGUUUCUGAACUUUCCUUGGGGGGCUUCGUUUUCGGCUAUCCAUUUGAUAGACAAAAAACUAGUCGAAAUGCUUUGCAAAUUAAGGUCUUCAUUGACGACCUUUGUAAGACAGGGGAGCUUAAAGGUGUAAACUACACCUUAAUGGGUGAAGGUUUCACAUCUAAGAAUGUUGAGUCGUUUCUACAAGAUUUAAAGUUUCACCCAACACAGUCGAAGACCUUGUUAGACAAAUUUGCAGCAGUUGGAAUACUUCAGCUGUACCUCGAUUAUGUUAACAGGAAACAAGCGAAGAAGGCUCUUAUUAGCUUGGUGCCUAAUACAAACCUGCAACUGAUUUAAGUUAAUUUCUUCAAAGGAUGGAUGUGUAUCUCUAUCUGCAACUGUAUGUACAUGUACCAAACAUUGAAACAAUGAGUUGUACAUGUCGCUGUAGUUUAUAUAGGUUACUGUAUUUUGUUGAAACUUUUUGUAACCUACCCUCUAUUUUACUUUAUGUAUGAAUUUUAACACUUAUUUCAUGAGCAAUGCUUUGACCGCAUUUUCAUCUA
Molecule: messenger RNA, 1262 nt
Organism: Capsicum annuum
Lineage: Eukaryota; Viridiplantae; Streptophyta; Magnoliopsida; Solanales; Solanaceae
Product: putative pre-16S rRNA nuclease
Exons: 9
Coding region: 508-1053 (181 amino acids)
Biological process (GO): rRNA 5'-end processing
Source: RefSeq, a predicted model, not a curated record